This is a messenger RNA of Lactuca saligna, 1796 nucleotides long. Lineage: Eukaryota; Viridiplantae; Streptophyta; Magnoliopsida; Asterales; Asteraceae. The record is from the annotation of a GenBank genome assembly.
AUGGCUUCUCUCGUCACAAAUGGAGUCUUUUCAACCUUUUCUCCACAACCCAUCUCAGAAACCCCUAAAAUCUCAAAAGGAUCAUCUUCAAAAACCGAAAUUUCUUGUAAAACACCGAAGUCAAAGUCCCACAAUUCCAGGUUCUUGAAGCUCAGAGCUGAUGCAAAAACAAUCCAAUCAGAGACAGUCGCUGAAGGUAAUUCUUCAAAUUCAUCUUCAGUCGAUGACGACCCACUUCAGAAAUUUCUUAAAAGAGAUUACAAAUGGGGAUUCAGUCAAGAAAUUGAUUCGUUCACGAUCCCUAAAGGGCUUUCCGAAGAAACAAUCAGGCUAAUUUCAUCAAGGAAAAACGAACCUGAUUGGAUGCUUGAGUUUAGAUUGAAUUCUUAUCAUAAAUUCCUUCAAAUGACCGAGCCAAAAUGGUCCGAUAACGAUUACCCCAAAAUCGAUUUCCAAAACCUCUGUUACUAUUCAGAACCCAAAAAGAAACCAACUUUGAAUAGCCUCGAUGAAGCCGACCCAGAACUCCUCAAGUACUUCGACAAAUUGGGUAUCCCUCUAAGCGAAAAGAACCGUCUAGCAAACGUCGCUGUGGAUGCUGUUCUCGACAGCGUUUCAAUCGCCACAACUCAUAGAAAAACAUUAGAGAAAUCCGGGGUAAUCUUUUGUUCAAUCUCCGAAGCCAUUAAAGACCACCCUGAUAAAGUCAAAAAAUAUCUAGGAAAAGUCGUUUCCUCAGAUGAUAACUUCUACGCUGCUUUGAAUUCAGCUGUAUUUAGUGACGGAUCCUUCGUCUACAUCCCUAAAGACACCAAAUGCCCGAUGCAAAUCUCAACUUAUUUCCGUAUAAACGCCAUGGAAACCGGUCAAUUUGAACGAACUCUUAUCAUAGCAGAUGAUCGAAGCUUUGUUGAGUAUCUAGAAGGUUGCACUGCUCCUUCUUAUGACACGAAUCAGCUCCAUGCAGCUGUUGUUGAACUCCAUUGUAACGAAGAAGCUGAAAUCAAAUACUCCACAGUUCAAAACUGGUACGCGGGUGAUGAAAACGGGCGGGGCGGGAUCUUUAACUUUGUGACAAAACGUGGCCUUUGUGCGGGUCGAAAAUCCAAGAUCUCUUGGACCCAAGUGGAGACCGGGUCUGCAAUUACAUGGAAAUACCCGAGUGUUGUUUUGGAAGGUACAAAGAUGAUUCAUAAGGGGAAGAAUACAAAAAGUCGGAUUAUUUCAAAGGGGAUUUCAGCUGGAAAUUCAAGGAAUUGUUAUAGGGGACUUGUUCAGGUUCAAUCAAGAGCUGAUAAUGCAAGGAAUUCUUCUCAAUGUGAUUCCAUGCUUAUUGGUGAUAAAGCUGCUGCUAACACUUACCCUUACAUUCAGGCGAAAAAUCCAUCUGCACGAAUAGAACAUGAAGCAAGCACUUCGAAAAUUGGAGAAGACCAACUCUUUUAUUUUCAGCAAAGAGGGAUUGACUAUGAACGUGCAAUGGCUGCAAUGAUUUCUGGGUUUUGUAGGGAUGUUUUCAAUGAGCUUCCUGAUGAAUUUGGUGCUGAAGUCAAUCAGUUGAUGAGCAUAAAGCUUGAAAACUCAGUUGGUUAAACACACACUCACACACAAUCAUGGAAAAAGCUUUCAAUAUCUCAUCUUCUUCUGUUGGAUAAGUAAGGGUGUUUGUUUCACUUGUCAUGAUGUGUAAAUGAAUCGGGUUGUGUAUACAUGUAAUGUCAUCCAUAUAAGCAUACAUUCCACAUUCACAGAUUGUUUUUCAUAUAUGGCUAGUGGUAGUAGCUACUGAAAGUAGG